This is a messenger RNA of Apis dorsata (giant honeybee), 1150 nucleotides long. RefSeq names its product mRNA 3'-end-processing protein RNA14-like. The transcript has 2 exons. Bases 39 to 605 code for a protein of 188 amino acids. The record is from RefSeq and is a predicted model, not a curated record. Lineage: Eukaryota; Metazoa; Arthropoda; Insecta; Hymenoptera; Apidae.
AGGUGGAUAUGGAGGCGGUGGAGGAAUCAUAGAACACCAUGGUGGCGGAGGAUUUGGAGGCGGAGGCGGUGGAUACGGAGGUGGAGGCGGUGGAUAUGGAGGUGGAGGCGGAGGAUUCGAUGACCACCACGGUGGUGGAGGAUUUGGUGGUGGUGGUGGUGGUGGUGGUUUUGAUGAUCAUCACGGUGGAGGAGGAUUUGGAGGCGGAGGCGGAGGCGGAUAUGGAAGUGGUGGCGGUGGAUUCGAUGCACACCGCGGUGGAGGAGGAUUUGGAGGCGGAGGCGGAGGCGGAUAUGGAAGUGGUGGCGGUGGAUUCGAUGCACACCACGGUGGAGGAGGAUUUGGAGGUGGAGGCGGAGGCGGAUAUGGAGGUGGCGGUGGUGGAUUCGAUGAUCACCAUGGUGGUGGAGGGUUUGGAGGAGGCGGUGGAUUCGGUGGUGGUUAUGGUGGUGGCGGUGGCGUUGAGCACCAUGCUAUUAGCAAUAGUAUAUCGUCAGGAUUCGGCAGCAGCGGACAUGGCGGCGGUGGUGGCGGUUUUUCAGGCUACCAUAAGAAAAAAUAACGAUCGAUGGAUUAAAAACUGUAGUAUUUACGAUCGUAUUUGACCGACUUCUGAUAUCGAAACGAUCAAACGUGCCGUGUUUUCAGCGCGCGAUUGUUAACAUCACGUGAUCCUCGAUCGUGAACCGUCACAGCACUGCCAGUACAUAACAGAAUGCCGAUUCGAAACGAUCGUUCCGAUUUCCCCUCAUUCUCGACGAUCGACUUGUUUUCCCUCUCGUCAAUAUACUUCGAGAGACUCCAUUUGUCAUUUUCACUUUCGUUUUUAGAUGCACGGAUUUUAUAUUAUCCUGUGAUGUUGCAGAGGAAAUGGAAAGUUUUAGAAAUUCGAUCGAACAAAAUUAAUAUAGCCAUACGAUGUAGUGUCCGAUUUAGCGCGCCAAGUGAAAUCGUAAUAAAAAGAAAAGAAGGUUAAUUUUUUUUUAAAAUAAUAGAAGAAUUUUCAAAAAAAUUUAAUUAACGAGGAAAAAGUGAAGGAAAUGAAAUUAAUGAAUAAUUUUUUUCUUCUUUUAUAAUUUAAUCAUUCGAAGAUUGAUCAUUCAUCUUAUCAUCACAAUUCCGUCCAAUGUUUUAAUGUAUAUGUUUUGCA